CGACAAAAGAAACAGAAAAAUCGCCGUGCUUUUUCCUAGUACCCAGUACCUUCGUUCUAUGCGAUACGAGCGACUUGUCAUUCCCCCGCAAUGCUGCGCUUUAGGUGACUGCAGAAUGGCCCUUGGCGGCCGGGGGAGGGCCUCGCUCUGGUCCCUGACGACGUCUCAAGCACGGUAUUACCGGACGAACUCACUCUACAAGGCCGGUCCCAGAACAGCCAUCCACAGAGACAGCCUGCAAAAGACCCUCGAGGCCCAUCGUGUCGCAAACCGAGCGAAAGUCAUUCGCAAGGUCUACCUCAAUGAGCCGGACCCUCGUAUCUAUCGGCCCUUGAUUCUCCAGCCGGAUGCUGAACCAAAUACAACAAAUCAACCAUCAACUGCGCAGGAGCCGGAAAUCAGUGAAAAACCAUUGCUUACGAAGCAGCUAGAUGGCAGGCAGGAAAAACCUUCAAAACCAAGCAAGCGGGCGUCACUAGGUGUAAGGGGAGGCCGAGUUGCACAAUGCCCUUGGCUUGGCUUGAGUAAGUCUGGAAGGGCCGAGACGGGCGAGUCACGUCUAAGUACCGAAAUAUCAGCUCUUGCAGAAUAUCUCAGACCGUCACAUCCAGAAGAAUCGAUUGUCUCGCGCAUAGUGGGCAAAAUAGCAGAACAUGUGGCAGCAGCGGUACCCAACGCGUCAGAAUUGGUUGGCUCGCGAUCAACUCAAAUAGCGAUCAGCUCUUCUGAUAUUAACCUCAUGAUUCUCGUGGAUCCGCCUACUGGAGAUCGCGCAUCAAGUUCAAUGAAUCCAAAAACUACCAAAACCUUCACUAGCAUAAUCGAAAAACUCCAUGCUGAAAUCCGUCGAAACUCAGUGUUUGACGACUUGGCCAUAGUUGAAGGGAAAAGUCCAAUAUUGAGCAUGACUCACCAGGCAUCGGGUCUACCGAUCAAAAUAUUCUGCGGGUAUAACCUUCCUCACUCGGACGCUUAUAUUACGGCAAGCCUGAGUACUCUUCCAUCGCUCCUACCGCUAUAUGUCGUCUUGAGAGCCCUUCUUGAAAGUAGGAAUCUCUUCGGGUGGGAAAAAGCGUCCUUAGACUCCUACGGCUUGAUUCUGAUCAUAUCCGCCUUUCUGAAACAGAAAAGCCCUGAAUGGCAAAAAAGGGGGUUAGGCGAGCAGUUACUAGCUCUACUAGAUACAUACAGCUCGCAGGUCAAUUUGGAAACCGUUGGCGUGGCUGUAGAACCAGCGAGUUUCUUCACUCUCUCAAGUGUCCGUCGGGCUGAAAAAGAAAACCAACUUAGCGAAUUACACCCAGUCCUCAUCGGACAACGCGCUCUACUUCGAUUCAAAGUCCACGCCGCCAGCAAGGCGAACUACCUGGCUGCGAAGCACUUAUGUAUCCAGGAUCCUACGAAUCACUUGCACGAUGCCGGACUGCAGUGCGUUCGAACUGCAGAGCUGCAGGGGAUUCUUGCUGAUGCUCACCGUGACUUGACGUUUGCGGUUGGGAAGUGGGAUCAGUCGGAUACUAGCAUUCUUGGUCAAGCUCUACAUGCGAAUUUUGACGAUCUCGAACGAAUAAGAACGGCAAUGACAGUGCUAUGAUUACUGUAUUAUAUUAUAAACCAGAUUUUUAUGCAUCAUAGGAGUUUUGAGU
Messenger RNA from Talaromyces proteolyticus, 1646 nucleotides. RefSeq lists its product as uncharacterized. Gene Ontology annotation, biological process: RNA 3'-end processing. NCBI's taxonomy places the organism in Eukaryota, Fungi, Ascomycota, Eurotiomycetes, Eurotiales, Trichocomaceae. Gene Ontology annotation, cellular component: nucleolus; TRAMP complex. Bases 59 to 1594 code for a protein of 511 amino acids. Gene Ontology annotation, molecular function: mRNA binding; poly(A) RNA polymerase activity. The transcript has a single exon. The record is from RefSeq and is a predicted model, not a curated record.